Gracilinanus agilis (Agile Gracile Mouse Opossum) is the source of this 1026-nucleotide messenger RNA. RefSeq names its product collagen alpha-2(I) chain-like. The transcript is spliced from 15 exons. The record is from RefSeq and is a predicted model, not a curated record. The annotation marks the transcript as partial. NCBI's taxonomy places the organism in Eukaryota, Metazoa, Chordata, Mammalia, Didelphimorphia, Didelphidae.
GGAGCCCGAGGCCUUCCCGGAGAGAGAGGACGGAUCGGAGGGCCCGGCCCUGCGGGAGCUCGAGGAAGCGACGGCAGCGUCGGCCCUGUUGGUCCUGCUGGCCCCCUCGGCUCCGCUGGUCCUCCCGGCUUCCCAGGCGCCCCCGGCCCCAAGGGAGAACUCGGGCCCGUCGGCAACCCUGGCCCCGCCGGCCCCGCCGGGCCUCGUGGAGAACUGGGUCUUCCAGGGAUGACCGGCCCCGUCGGCCCCGCAGGGAAUCCCGGAGCCAACGGUCUCACUGGGGCCAAGGGAGCUGCGGGUCUCCCUGGCGUCGCCGGUGCCCCUGGUCUGCCUGGUCCUCGUGGCAUCCCUGGCCCUGCCGGAGCUGCCGGUGCCUCUGGUCCCAGAGGACUUGCGGGCGAGCCCGGUCCUGCCGGUUCCAAAGGAGAAAGCGGAAACAAGGGGGAGCCGGGCUCUGCUGGUCCCCAAGGCCCCCCCGGCCCCAACGGAGAAGAAGGCAAGAGAGGACCCAACGGCGAGCCUGGCUCCACUGGGCCCGCGGGCCCCCCAGGCCUCCGAGGCGUCCCUGGAUCCCGGGGCCUUCCUGGAGCUGAUGGACGAGCUGGCGGCAUGGGUCCCCCUGGUAACCGCGGAUCCUCCGGACCUGCCGGAGUUAGAGGCCCCAAUGGAGAUGCCGGCCGGCCAGGCGAGCCUGGUCUCAUGGGCCCCCGAGGUCUCCCCGGCUCCCCUGGAAAUACUGGCCCCACCGGUAAAGAAGGCCCCGCCGGGCUUCCUGGUGCCGAUGGCAGACCCGGCCCCACGGGUCCUGCCGGCAAUAGGGGCGAACCUGGUAACAUUGGCUUCCCGGGACCCAAAGGCCCUACCGGCGAUCCUGGCAAGAGUGGAGAAAAGGGUCACGCUGGUCUUGCGGGUGCUCGGGGCGCUCCCGGUCCCGACGGGAACAACGGCGCUCAGGGACCCCCCGGCCCUGCUGGUGUCCAAGGUGGAAAAGGUGAACAGGGUCCCGCCGGUCCUCCAGGCUUCCAG